AUGGAUGAUUCAAGCCUGUCCAGUAGUGUUGAUGUAGACAAAGGCUUUGCCAUUGCCUUUGUUGUUCUUCUGUUUCUCUUCCUAAUAGUGAUGAUUUUUCGGUGUGCCAAGUUGGUGAAGAAUCCCUACGAGGCCAGCUCUACAGCUACAGAACCAUCUCUGAGCUGAAGUAUGAAAAAACCUGAUAGACUUCCCUUCACAGAUUUGAAAUCUCUUACACAGACGUUUAUGAAACAGACUGUUUAUUACUCCACCUCCCUAUUCCUCAGCCUCCUCCCCCUUGCAUUCCACAAUAGGCACAUGAGGGUGAGUUGAGAAUAAUAAU
This is a messenger RNA of Dama dama (fallow deer), 325 nucleotides long. It is a transcript of the gene CTXND2, whose product is annotated as cortexin domain containing 2. The record is from RefSeq and is a predicted model, not a curated record. The transcript has a single exon. Lineage: Eukaryota; Metazoa; Chordata; Mammalia; Artiodactyla; Cervidae. The coding region runs from base 1 to 168 and encodes 55 amino acids.